AUGAAAAGUGUUCUCGUUCUUGGAAGUGGUGGUGUUGGAGCAGUUACUGCUCUAGCUUUGCAAUCUAGCGGCGAGGCAGAUGUUACCCUCAUCGUUAGAACUGACUACGAGACGGUUAUGACUCGUGGGUACGAGUUCAAGUCUGUCGACUACGGUCAAGUGGAUGGUUGGCGCCCCAGCCGGGUUGUCAAGUCUGUUGACGAGGCUGUAGAGCAUGGACCCUAUGACUAUAUUGUUGUAUGCACCAAGUUUGUUCCUGAGGUGCAGAAGACAGAAGACAUGGUCCGUCCGUUCAUGCACAAGGGAGCGACUGUCGUUCUCGUUCAAAACGGUCUGGGCAACGAGGAGCCUGUCAUGAAGGCGUUCCCUGAUGGUUAUGUUCUUGGUGGUGUAUCCAUGAUUGGUUCGACCAAUUACGAUGGUCGCAUCAACCACAUCUCUCCUGACGAGGUCACGAUUGGAACUUACGACAAACGCCCUGAGGCUAUUGCAUCGGCCAAGGAGUAUGUUCGUCUUUACAGUUUGUCAAAAAGUAAGGGCAUUUUUACUGAGCAUCUUGCUAAAAAGCGUUGGAUUAAGCUGUUUUACAACGCUACAUACAACACAAUCGCUGCAGUGACUGGCCUAGAUACUGGCCGGCUGUAUUUCAGUGGCAUCAGUAAUAAUUUGGUCAAAGAGGCUAUGGCUGAAGUCCGUGCCAUUGCUGAAAAGGAGCUCGGAGAAAAGUUGGAUCCCGGUAUCGAAGCUUUCAUGCUCAAUGUCGAUGCCAACGAGUACUACGAACCAUCCAUGCUCGUCGAUGUAAGAAAGGGCCAGCCCAUGGAGCUGGAGGCCAUUCUGGGCAACCCGUUGCGUCUGGCUCAGAAACACAACAUUCCCGCACCUUUGCUUCAGGUCGUGUAUAUCAUGUUGCGAGGCCGCCAAAUGGCCCUUCUUGAAAAACGAGGACUUGUUGAUCUGCCUCCAUUGGGCUUCGACCUCAAAGAGCACAAGCCUGUAUAUGAUACUUUGCCCUGGACAGAAUAG
Messenger RNA from Wickerhamiella sorbophila, 1026 nucleotides. RefSeq lists its product as hypothetical. The record is from RefSeq and is a predicted model, not a curated record. Gene Ontology annotation, molecular function: 2-dehydropantoate 2-reductase activity. Bases 1 to 1026 code for a protein of 341 amino acids. NCBI's taxonomy places the organism in Eukaryota, Fungi, Ascomycota, Dipodascomycetes, Dipodascales, Trichomonascaceae. Gene Ontology annotation, cellular component: cytoplasm. Gene Ontology annotation, biological process: pantothenate biosynthetic process. The transcript has a single exon.